UUCCUCCGCCAGCAGCCGCAAACCAGCGCCGCAACCGACAGCCAUGGCAUCCGUCGCCGCAGCCACCGCUCCGGCCGCCCUCCGGGCCUCCGACAUCCUCGGGACUCGCCUCAACGUCGCCGUCGCGACUCGCGCAGCCCCCGCGUCGCCGGCCGGGGGGCCCUCCAAAGUCGUGGCGCUUUUCUCCAAGAAGAGCUCCGCCGCCAAGGCGAAGGCAGCUGCAGCUUCUCCGGCGAGCGAGGAGCUCGCCAAGUGGUACGGUCCCGACAGGAGGAUUUUCUUGCCGGAGGGGCUCCUGGACCGGUCGGAUGUCCCAGAGUAUCUCACCGGGGAAGUCCCCGGAGACUACGGCUAUGAUCCUUUUGGGCUGAGCAAGAAGCCUGAAAACUUCGCCAAAUAUCAAGCUUAUGAGCUCAUCCAUGCGAGGUGGGCUAUGCUCGGUGCGGCUGGGUUCAUCAUCCCUGAGGCUUUUAACAAAUAUGGUGCAAAUUGUGGCCCUGAAGCUGUCUGGUUCAAGACUGGUGCUCUUCUUUUGGAUGGAAAUACAUUGAACUACUUUGGCAAAAACAUUCCGAUCAAUCUCGCUUUGGCUGUCAUUGCCGAAGUUGUGCUUGUUGGGGGUGCUGAAUACUACAGAAUUACCAAUGGACUCGAUUUGGAGGAUCAGUUGCAUCCGGGAGGUCCAUUCGAUCCCCUCGGUCUCGCUAAUGAUCCAGACCAAGCUGCGAUUCUUAAGGUGAAGGAGAUAAAGAACGGCCGGCUAGCCAUGUUUGCGAUGCUUGGUUUCUUCGUGCAGGCCUAUGUCACCGGGGAAGGACCAGUGGAGAACCUCGCCAAGCAUCUUAGUGACCCAUUUGGAAACAAUUUGCUUACUGUGAUCUCCGGAGCAGCCGAGAGAACUCCGACUCUGUAAAUCUCGCAUUCUUAUCAUGUAAGACAACGACAACAGCCCGUGCUUAGCAAAACAUUGUCGAUUAACUUGAAACUUAAAAAUCGAUAGAUGUUUGUAUCAUGGAAUUCACUUGACUAGGCUCGAAUUGAAUGUGCCACAGACCAAUGGAGGGAAAACCUGAUGUUUCAAAUACAUGAGAUUUACGAGUA
Messenger RNA from Zingiber officinale, 1101 nucleotides. Its product is annotated as chlorophyll a-b binding protein CP26, chloroplastic-like. The record is from RefSeq and is a predicted model, not a curated record. Gene Ontology annotation, biological process: photosynthesis, light harvesting in photosystem I; response to light stimulus. NCBI's taxonomy places the organism in Eukaryota, Viridiplantae, Streptophyta, Magnoliopsida, Zingiberales, Zingiberaceae. The coding region runs from base 44 to 913 and encodes 289 amino acids. The transcript is spliced from 6 exons. Gene Ontology annotation, cellular component: chloroplast thylakoid membrane; plastoglobule.